This is a messenger RNA of Microplitis demolitor, 5367 nucleotides long. RefSeq lists its product as uncharacterized. Bases 1479 to 3851 code for a protein of 790 amino acids. Lineage: Eukaryota; Metazoa; Arthropoda; Insecta; Hymenoptera; Braconidae. The transcript is spliced from 13 exons. The record is from RefSeq and is a predicted model, not a curated record.
CAGAAAAAUAAUAUCUUAUAGAUCCCUAUAAGUUUUUACUUUUCUGAUCUGAUAUCAAAAAUAGUUAUCUGAAAGACAUCAUAUAGUUCUCAGAAACAUCUAUAGGCGCCAUCUACUCAUAUUGUUAAAAGCUCCUUGAAAAAGAGCUUAUGUGUAUGAAAAAGCUACUGUAUUAGAAUGAUGUUAACUUUGAUGGUACCCAGAAAAAAGUUUAUCUUGGUUCACGAAAAUAUUUUGGAAGACAAACGUUUUUGGAAAUCAAGUCUUGGUCAUAGAAAAUUUCUACUUUAUCCGAGAAAAUUGAGAUUUUCAAAAAAAGAUUUCAUGAAUCAGGGUAUUUCCUUUCAGCCGAGAAUUUUUUUUUCUGUCUCCUUAUAUGCUCUUUUGCCAGUAGGCUGUAUUGCGCCGGCGUUGGUGAUACAUAUACUCUAUGAGCAAUUGGUGAGACGCAUAUUUUAAAUAAAGGAAGCGAAAACCCAAAGCACCUCUUGUUUAGAACCUGAAAGAAAAGAGGGGCGCCACUGGCUCAGCCCUUCGGAUUGUGACGUUUCGAUCAACGAACGAGUGCUCCAGUCUAUUCCGGGCAUCCUAGUGGGGUGUGUAUUUUGUAGAUUGCGAUAUCGAAACGUAUUUACUUUCGACGCAAGUCAAUACUGUCAUCCUAUCAUCAUUUGCUCCGAUAAAUUGUCAUGUGCUACUGAAAAAAUUCGUUUUUUAUACCCGCUCACAAACGGCAUGAGUUUUUCCUGAGUAUUCAUUCAUUAUCCAUAAAAUACUCAUGUCUUAACAACCAUACAGGAUUGAUUCAUGUAUAGAGAAAAGCUUCCAACAGUCGAUCGAUAACACGCAUUCUGAUUUUAUCUACAAAUACAUUUUCACGUUGAAAGCUAUUUUUACUAUUUUUUUAAAAUAUAUGAACUAUUGUUAAUUAGUGCUUAUUAGUUAUAGACAACUGUGCUCGUGUUUUCUUAGAAAUGAUCAAUAAUUUCUGUUUUCACAGAUGAUUUACUGUAAUUAAAAAGCCAAAAAUCAAGUCUGACGAUUAUAGUUAAUAAAAUGCCACCCUGGCCAUAGCAGAAUAUUGAUAAUGAUGCCUUCACAUCAUUAUUAUUAUAUUCUAAGUGCUCCUUUUAUAACAUAACACAACGUUUUCGUUAAAUGAAUUAAAUUAGAAAAUAAAAGUGAGUCUCAUUGAAUAUAUCUGAGCUAUUUAAUAUUUAUUUGUGAAGUGAAUUCGGCAUUAUCAUUCUGAAAUGAUCAUGAAGAGUGUGAUGUUGAUUAAUAUAAUAUGAAAUUCUUGUAGUUUAUCGUUCCUUAAACAAGUUGAUAAAUAAUAUACUUUAAGUUGAACUGGUGCUUUAUGAUGAUCAUUAAAUGGUGAUUCAUAUAGUUCUCCAAAAAUUAAGAUAGUCGGAGUGUGAUGAGGGGUAUCGGAUGAAAGCGCAGCUUCACAGGCACUUUGUCCGACGUUCGGAAUUAUGCAGUCAAUCUUUAAGAUUUCAAACCCAUUGCUGCUUCUAAUAAUCAUAGCAAGUAGUCAAGCAUACAAUUCACGACUCACAGAAUGCGCAUUCCCAUCAAAAUGGGAGGGCACAUGGUUUCAAAGUGGUGUACGCCAACCAAUCCUCAUAUCGAAAAGCUUCCUUUCUAGCAAGGGUAAAUGUCUUCGUAACGAGGGAGACAAGUUUCUGGUUGUUGAUGAAAAGUCUUGCUAUCGUUGUGUUGUCAUUCACGAGAAACACACAAACGUCUUGCAGUACAAAGAAACGUUUUGCCACAAUAAGAAUUCCUUAACGUCACUUUGUUCGUACAUAACUGGUGACGCUCUACUUUACUCAAUGUUUCGGGAAGAAGCAAUUGCUGUCUCUUGUCCGUUCCGUGGCCCUAUGACAUUCACUUACAAUCGAGGUCAUGGAACAUGUUCAAGUCCACUCAGCAACGUCGAUACCUGUACUGAUGACAGUAGGCUUCUCUUUAGGUACCAAGCAUGUCCCGAUGUACCUGCUUCAGAAAGUGCAGUAGAGGAACUUGAAUGCUUAGCUCUGUGGAAAGAAGGCAGCAGUCGAUAUUUGGUGGGUCGUUUACAUCACGGUCAUGCAUCGAGUAAUGAAGAACGAUACCGAUGUUUCGUAUACGAGCGAGUUGGUCAAAGUAUUGGUGGUCUCAGUAGAACGAUUUUAGGGAUCGAUGCUAUUGACCAAGAAAUUACUUUUCCAGUUAGUGGACCCGUAGUUGAGGGCGCACCAGAUAUUUAUCGAGUAGCACAAAGUGGAGAUGCAACUUGCAAUGGCCUUUUUAGCCCUAUGGAAGGAUCGCGAACGAUGACUUUGACAAAAGUGUCAACUCCAGGAAAGUGCCGAUUUCCAGAAUGGCUCACUGGUUAUGCGAAUAAUGACCUCACAUGGCACACACUUGAUCUGACCAGAUCUUAUACUUUUCAUCCAAGAAACGCAACACUGCAUAUAACAAGAACUAACUCAAGUAAUUCAUGGUUUGAUAGUAGUUUCUCCGGUUCUCAAGACAUGAUUGGCAAAGAUGAGGAACAAGAUAUCAAGAUUGUUUGUAAUAGCAUAAAACAAUCAAAUCCCUCACAGACAGUCACGAUGCUUGUUGCUCACUUCACGGUCGGGUGCCAAAGUGGUUUCGUAUGCAUGACAUUUUACAAAAGAGAUGGUCACAUCAUGGAAGUACAAACUGGUAACACUGCCUCAAGACCCGAAGAAGCAUGCGGCCUUUCUCACUAUCAAUCUCGCAAUAUUCCCUACCUUACAUUAGUUACAAGUUCAUCAAAACCACAACAGUGCCCUUAUCUUGGAAGAUUUACAGUUUCUGGUAUUCAUGAUAACCAGAGAAACACACGUGAAAAUCAACAUACUUCACAGAAUUCUUUAAUAGUGAAAAUCCAGGAGGCGAAUAAAGUCAGACAUACUGAAGAUCGGGAAUCCCAAAAAGUUGAUGCUGAAACUGAAAAAAAGCGAAUUAACAACAAAUAUUUAAUCCGCGAGCGCAAUGGAAGAAAAGUUAGGUCUAAUCAUUCUAAUCGAUAUCAUAACAAUCUAAAACGAGUACGAACUCGAAGAAAGUCUAAAAUAGACGUUACUGAUGAUACACAAUAUAGAAUAGCAAGAAGUCCGAAAAUAGAAGAUUUUCAAAUGCAUGUGGAUACAAUUCCACAAGUCCCUCAAUUACGAUCUUUGAAAUCAGAUGAUACUUUAUUGGAUGAACUCCACAACCCUAACGAAGAUUUUGAAACCAACAAUAAGCCACUAAUAAAAUUAUUUGAUUCAGAAUCUAUUUCUCUUUCUUAUCAUGACUUACUGCGAGUAAAAAGAAGUCUUCAAUCCAAUGAAAAUGAAGAGUUUAGCGAUGAUCCGGAAAAAAGAGGAAAACGAGAAGAGGAUGAUCUCCAAUGCAAUUCUGAAAUUACUACGCUCACUAUUGGUUGCUCCACCGCUGAUCGAAUGGAAUUUCAAAGUGACUGUAUGGAUGAUACUGAAUCUAUAACAGCUUAUUCAUGUCAUGGUCGGUGGUUUGAUUCUGAAGGAACACAGUUCGUUAUAGCAACUCCUCUGAUCCAAAGAACUGAUUGGUCAAAUGGUAACAAUGAACCUCAAACCUUCAGAAACAGUCCAAGAUUGUGCUUUAUGUAUCGUGAAAAUGGAGGGGUUGUCAGUUUGACCGCAAGUCCUGUUGCAUGUCAAAGAGGCAUCCCUCCACCUCAGCCAAUGUUGGCUUUUAAUGUCACAAGCAUCGGACGCUGCAUGGAUGACAGCAGCAGUAUGAGUCAGCGGGCGUCCUACCUUAUGAUGAUUACAACUGUCAUCAUUUUGUACCUUGAAAUUCUCAGGUGAUUUUGAGCAUCAUUUAAGUUAAUGAUUGAAAAAGUGAAUCUUCGUGAUAAAUAUCGCACAAAUUGUAAAGUUUCUAAUUAUUUAGUUGCGAACUCCAUAAAUAGUGACCUCUUAUAAAUAAAAAAAAUUUUAUGCACUAACAUUUUUUAAAUGUAUAAUAACAAACAGAGCUCUAUUUGCUACACAAAAGUUUGUCAUUUAGUAUAAUAGCGCGUAAAUUUAUUCUGUACAAAAUUUAUUAAAUUUUUUUACCAGGUUGUUAUAGAAUUUAUACUGAUUAAUUGUAAUAACGAAACAAAAAAAAAACUUGCAAUUAAUUCAUAUCAAAAUACAUGGCAAUAGAUUAAAUUUUUAACCACAGUAAGAAAUUUAAAAUUGAGUAUAACGAUGUCAAACAUACAACAGUGGAUGUUUUAACAAAAAUAAUGUAGAUAUUAAUUAUUAAUUAGAAUUAAGAUUAAAUUACAUCAGACCAUGGUGUAUUUAGCGAACAUAAAUUCGUAGUUUUUAAGGAAGUGAUCCAAUGCAAUACAAUUCAGACUGUAAAAUAAGAUGUUAUUAUUUGUAUCGAUGAACUUGAUUGAAGAGAGUGAAGAAGAAUGGUUUUGGAACAAAUAAUAGUAGAAUGAAAAAGUAAAAGUAUUAAAUCAAGUUUAAGAAAAAUACAAAAUUUUUAUAAAAUGGAUAAUGUGUAAAAUGUAAAUUGCUGUAACUGUGAUCAACUAUCUUGUGUAAUAAAAUAAAGAGUAAGAGAUAAAAAGCCGAAAUUAAAUAAAACAUUGCAGUAUAUAUAUAUACAUAUAUAUACAUAUAUGUAUGUAUAUACAUAUGCAUCUUAUUAUCUCUUCAUUAAUCGCUUAAUCAAGUUUAUUAAUCGACUGUUUUAUUUUUUACUCACGGCAAGAAAAUAUAAAGCGAAAAAAUAUAUGUUAAUAUUUCUUCAACUGAUACAUAUAAAAGCAAUAAAUGACACGAAAAAGUUGUAUGUAUAAAUUAUCGAUGCUGUUAUACUUAUAUUAAAAAAAAAAAAAUAAAAUAAAAAAAAAAAAAAGAUAACCUUUACAAAGCAAAAAACCAUGAGACAAAGUCCUCCCAGAAAGUAAGUCAUCGUCGGGAAUAAUCGGAAAUUUUUGGUUUGUAAUGUUAAUGUGUAGUAACGGCGUGAGACUAUACUUGUUUCUUAAUAGUGGGGGUGAAAACCGACAGCAUCUUACUUUCUGGGAGGACCUUAUACUUCUUUUAAGAAUUACUAUUGUCAAGUGAAUGUUAUAAUAAAUUAACAAAAUGAAAUAAAAAUCAUAAUAACAACGAUGAUAAUUGUACAGAGAAAUAUUAAUCAUACAAUGAAUGAAGUUUAACUGAAAAAAUUGAUAAUGAUAUUAUUGUAAUUUAUACAGAGUCUAUAUGGUAUUAUGUAAUUUUACGAGAUACUCAUCUUUUCAGUAAUUAUCAUCUCAAAUAAAAACGAGAAAUUUUUUUAUACAAUUACGUUAACGAGUUCCAUAUAAAAAGUAGU